Molecule: messenger RNA, 8599 nt
Organism: Biomphalaria glabrata
Lineage: Eukaryota; Metazoa; Mollusca; Gastropoda; Planorbidae
Exons: 7
Coding region: 907-3627 (906 amino acids)
Biological process (GO): protein linear deubiquitination
Cellular component (GO): cytoplasm
Molecular function (GO): cysteine-type deubiquitinase activity
Source: RefSeq, a predicted model, not a curated record
UUAAACACGGUUAAUUAGCUAGGCUGCUGGUGUUGAUUCGGUGUGUACUUGGGUGGACAAGGGUUAGUAUUGUACUGUUUGCACUAUCUCUUUCUAAGUCCUACAAAUCAAGGAUUGGAUCUAGAGAAGACGUGUGUUGCGCUCGCUAUGUGAUGGCUGAGAUAAGCAAAGCGCUCUAAUCUGUCCUUGUUAAUCAUUACUCACGACUAUUCAUCCGUGGAUACUGGGUUGAGGAAAUGUGUGUCUACUGAUCGCUCAUCUUGAGACAGAUCAAUGUCUCUCGCACUUCUACAGAGACGCGCACACAAUAGGGUGAUAAUAUAUUUCCUUGUCUAGACAUUCUUUUUUCUGACAGUUGCUUAUGUGGCUAGAAUUGAGUUAAUUUUUGUGUCUGUUUCUGUAGCAUUAGGACUUGAUUCGUAUUUAAAAAUGAAGGUUUAGUAUUGGAUAUACACGCCCAGGUGGACAUUCGUGGGAUACUGUAAUUGUCCAGCGUCGGCUCCUGUGAAGAAAUGACAUUGGUCUGUGGUCACCCAGAUGGACAGCCGUUUGAUAACAUUGAUGUGUGAUAAGCGAUGGCCCGAUGUCGUUAGGACUGUCAGUGUUUGUUGUGCCCGUAUCUGUGACUAUAUUGUCUAUUUGGGCUGUGUACAUCGUGAAAUGUCCAGUCUGCUGACCAUGACCAGUCGGACAGUACGUCUUAAUAUGAAAUUCUGCCCAUAUCUGUGACUUUAUUGUCAAAUUGGACAGUGUACAUCGUGAAAUAUUUAGAUUUCCAGUCUGCUUACGUUUUGCAAUGUUUUAGACUAUGACAAGAUCAGCAGUUCGCUACUGCCUUGAGCUGGCUAAUCUAUGAUUUGAUGAGCAAGACCUGGAUUUUAAAGGGAUUACAUUUAAAUCUGUACAAUGGUGGACAAAGUAUAUCAAGUGUACCCAGGCAGUGGCAGGGUGCUAGUGUUUUCUAUGUGUCAAUCUUGUCUGCAGGUGACCAGCGUGAAAAUAGUGGACUUGACACCUAAAGGGGAAGUGAAGGCUGCUGGGGUCGUCUGCUUGAUUGGCCUGGGACUCAGUCUUGGGACGCUGCUGCUCUACAAACUCUACUUCCGUAUCAUCGUACCAUUUCUGAACAGUGUCUGGGACACCAAGGGAAGGAACUCGCUGAUUGAUGAUGAGUACACGCUGUAUCUGGAGUCCUCUGAUAGUGAGGUGGAUACCAUGGGGGGUAAUUCACACAGUAAGAAGAGUAUUCCUUCAGUAUACUACUCCCCUGGCUACGGGGUGAGCUUGGGAUCAAGGCCACCAACCUUGGAUGUAGAUCUGGGAGAUCUUAAGGAGGGCAUUCGGCUGCGCCCUCGUAAAUCGCAUCGCCAAAAGUCCCCAUCGCCGGCCUCCGACAAGGAUUCGGCCAUCGGAGGUGUGGUGGGGUCCGAGAUGAGUCAGAGCAUGUACAGUGAGAACAGCACCAACAGAGACUCUUUUUACUCCACUGCGGAGAGUGGUUAUGAUGAGUUUGGCUACCUUGAUGAUUAUAGAAGUGCUUCAAAGCUGAGCAGUUCACUAAAGGAGAACCAUAGUCCAAGCUCUUUGAAAGAGCGCAAUCUGAACAUGCUGUACAGGGCCCACCACGGCUAUGAUGCUGGGCUGAACAGCAUAGGUCACAGCAUGAAGCCUGGCCUGGACACACUGUCAGACUGCAGCAGUGAAAGGAGUGGCAUCGUGUCCAGCAGGAGUUACCAAAGCAGCGCAGGCUCCAGUUCUAGGGAUGUGACUGUCAGGACCAAUGUGGACCCUUUGGUGGAGAAGUAUGCAGCUGAGCUGAGUGGUAGAACUGGUUCAAGGUUAAGUCAGAACUCUCAAGAUAAAUCAAGCUACAGUCUUCCAAACAACAAAGUCCUCAGUCCAAUAGAGAACACGGGUGUCCUUUCACCCCAUUCUGAUAGCACAUCAUACUCCCCGAAAAUUGUAUCAACAGAGUCUUCCCCUUGCCAUAGGAAGAACCUUCAAAGGUUCGGCAAGGGCGGCUCACCAUUUCGUUCCCUCCAUCACACUAGACCUCAGCAUGGGCCCAACAGUGAGGACUGGGACUACGAUCCUUCUUUGGAUGCCUCAGAGUCUAUUCAGAGUUUCAGCUCCAACGAUAUAGACUGGGACAAUGACCUUGACAGCAGAGAGAGAAUGUCCAUACUGCCCGAGUUGCCAGACUCAAAUGAUCCUGAUGAGGAAUUCAAAAAGUCUUUAAUUCAUCGCAUUCAGCAGUGGUCAGACUUUGCAGAUGAGUACCAAAAAUCUAGGUCACCUACGCCUGAUGUUCCUCAGAUGAAGUUUAUAAGAAGAAGCCGUAGUCUAGAUAGACAUUUGGGAGACCCGUCUUCCGUGCUAAUAUCCGAGGCAGCCCAGAUCGUAGCUGCUGCCAAAACGACAGUCAUAGAACCAACGACAGAGAAAAACUUGGAAAGCUUGGAAUAUGAACUCCAUGACAUCCAAGGUGAGUUCGAAUCCAUCACCUCCAAGCUGCACGAACUCAUUGAGAAUGUUCAGCAGCCUACGUCUUCCAAGCCGCAUGCAUCAGAUGGUCCUCACCGGGUGCAGAGCAGGCCCAAGCCAAUAGACUCUAAGAUGCGGACCAGAUGGGAGCAUGUCCCAAGCUCUGUGUGCUCAGACUCUGAGGGCCGCAGCUCGAGAGCGAGUAGCGUGGAGUACGCCUGGGACCUGGCGGAAUACAGUCACAACAGACAAAGAUCUGACAGCUGUGUUAGUAAAGAAAUGAAUAUUGAUGUAGCCAUGGGAGGUUUUACUGAAGAUGUUAGUAUUAUGAACAUUUUUGAGCCUGUCGUGAUUGCUGACUAUGCUGAGGAACAGUGGAAAGGCAACACAGAUAAAGCCAAAACUGUGAAAGAAGGUUACAGCAAAAUACCUCGGCUCCUGUCCUGUCAUCGAAUGUGCGUCAUACGAGGAGAUAAUUACUGUGCACUUCGCAGUGUGCUUUUCCAAGUUUUAGCCAAUGGUCAAAGAGUCACGCAGCACUGGUCGGGUAUCAUCGGUAUCAUGGACUCCUUGCACAAGAUGCACGGUGACCCAACUGUGGCUCUGUCCAACUGGACCUUUGCUAACAGACUGCCCGACCAUUGUGAGGACAAGCUUGGAUCACUUUGUAAAUGUGCUCUGUCACUCUAUGCAACAAUUGAAGAGGUGUGCACCUUGACUUCUCAUGAGGAGCGUGUCGCAAGGACAAUCAGCGUUCUCAACACCAACGAGACACUCGACCUGGAGCUUAUGGAAGGCCUGAAGGCCAUGAUGCUGAUAGAGCUUUUCAAGCUGCGUCGAAGGAUUGAUGAUGAGGAGGAUGUCCCCAUCUUUGCACAUCUGCUGUUUGCCAGAGACAGCUCGAUGACACUGUCUGACUUCCUGAAGAAUCACUUGAACUGUGUGGGUGAUACAGGUGGUUUAGAACAAGUGGAAUUGUGUCUUCUAGGCCAGGCACUAGGCAUUCAGAUUAGAGUCCUCAGGCUGUCGCAGUCUGGACAGGAAGAUUUUGACUGCCUAUUUCCUGAUGAUGCUCCAGCAGAGUGGCCAGUGGUGUCAUUGAUUGCAGAAGAUGACAGACAUUAUAAUGUCCCACUUCCUUGACCAACAUAAUGUUCAUAAAUCUCUCCCUAUUAAUUGAUGCUGGUCAGAUGGCCUGAGAUCUGAAAAACAAUUGCAGAAUUCUUUUUGCUCUGCCAUUUUUCAUUUGAUGUGUGUUCUACAUUUAGAGCUAGAUAUCUAGAAAGGAGGGAAAAAAAAUCAGUCUAUCCAGUUCCUCUUUGUUCAACCAACGCCUUCCAGAAGAUUGAGACUGUGCUUAUUUAUAAAGGUUGUGAAUAAAACUUGACAAGAACUAAGCAAUUGAUUUGGAGCCUGGGGGGAGGGAAUCAAUGCACAGGAAAGUAAUAAACUCAAGCCCUGCUCUUGCAGGCCUUAAAAUUAAAUUUAGUGGUGACACAGGAUUGAAAGAUUCAAUGCACCUUGAAAGUAAUAAAGAUUACUGCAACUCUUCCUUUUCUUUUUUAGAAAACAAAUUGAUUAACGAUUGCUUAGGGAUGAUGUUUUGUGAUUUGCACACUCAAGAAAAGGGAAUUUGAAAGAAAAUAUUUGUUCCAUUGGCUAAUUGCCCUAUAGACAACUUUACCUCAGCGAGCUCCAAUAACUGACCACUUAAAAACGUCCUGUGUCUAGUCAUCUGACCAUCUGCUGAUUGCUAAGCAUGUGUGCUUUGAUUUUACUUUUUAUAGCACUUUGACUUAUGCAAAUUUUGUACAUGUGACUAAAACUUCUAAUGUGUAGAGUAGCCCAACGGUUUACACGAUUCUUAUCACACUGUGCAGAACGUGUCACUGAUUGGCCCACUGGUUAACAUGAAAUCCAAAGCAACCUGCAGAGAACAUGUCAUCCUACUCAAUUAUGCUUCCACUAACCCAUACAUCCUUGUAGUCAGGAAGUUUGAUUUUUCUCACUCCCAUUACAGUUUGGAAACUUGUCGAGUCUAGAAAUGAACAUUCUGAUUGGAUAGCAUUGUGUAUGCAUGGCAUUUAGAACUCAAUGCUCCAUAAUCUUAUUAUUCCAUUAUUCCUUUGAUUAAUUGGAUGAAAAUAUUUUUAAUGAAGUCAUAAGCAUUACAUUAUUUCAUGUUUGUAAUAAGGGAGAUUACUACCAACAUUUUAUACAAGUCCAUAAUCAUUCAGCAGAAGGAAAAAAAAUGAAUAAUGUAUUAAUUUGUUCAUGUCAUGUUAGGAUGUAGUGUACAUUUUCAGAGAUUUUUUCAAUAAUAGCAUUGAACUUUUUUUGUUCUGAAAAUGCUCUGUAAACCUCCAGUGUUAGUGUUAUUGUCAAAAUUUGUUGGUACAAAAUUAAGAUAAUUUCUAGUCUUAUUAUGCAAUAUGAGUUGAAUGUGUGGGAUCUGUGGAAUGUGUAGAAUCCUAUUUUGUGAGAAUCUGUGUUCAAACAAUAACAACUUUUUAUAUUUAAUCUGAUUUUGCAUUUCAAGGUACAAAUAUUUGUGAAACAAAGUUGAAUUGUACAUUCAUAAUGUUACCUCCAAGACCUAGGGGGCAAUGGGGCAGGUCAUGUUAAGUUCAUCCGUUGGCAAUGACCUUGCUUAGUCAUCAAUUUCCAUUUAUCAGCUUCCUCCAUUAGAGCUUGGAGGGCUCAGGGAAAUCCUCAAAAUAGGAAUUUCAAGCCUCCGCUGGGAUAUGAACACUAGACCUUUAAAUAAGCUGUCAAAUGCUUCUCUGUUACUUAGCCCCAUGUUUCCUCGAUAUAAAUGUGACUUAUAUUCUGAGGUUGGACUCUAUUCAUUGACAUUAUGAAAGUUGGAGAUGGUUUAACCACAAGAUGUGUGUAUAUAUGGUUACCAUGUAGAAUGCCUUAUGUAAUUAGAGGCUCUUAUCUGUGAUAGUUAUUGAUCAAUGUUGCUUUUUAUCUUUUCUGUGCCCACCCCCCCACCCCCACCCCACCCUUUCAGAGCUGAUCUAUUACCAUGUUCUAAAGAUCUUGAAUGUUUCCUACAGCUGAUGUUGAGGCUUUCACUGUUACUUCUGUUGAUGUUUUGACCGCUGUUCUCACUGUGUUCUGUUAGCUGAGCCACUUUUUUUUUUUUUGCUACAGAUAAUGUUUUUUAACCUACUUGUUAAUGUCAAUACCUCCUCAUUGCUAUGCAUUUCUGUCUCAAUUUCCUAGAACUGUGAUUUGAAAAAAAAAUUACAGGUAUACAGACAGGUUUAGAAAAAUUCAAAUUGUGUUGUGUACUUUGUUUAAUUUCCUGUCACAAUUCCAUACAGUCCAAUUACCUACAAGCUUUUAUUUUUAAUUUAAAAAAAAAUAAAUUCUAACAUGUCAUCAUUACUGAAAUCAACUUUUAUGGCAGAGGACCUUAUUCUACUUCUUAGUUGGCUUUGUUGUAAUUUUUUCAAUUAUAUUAGCUUCAUAUACCAACGCAAUCCCUUUUUUUUUUUUUAAAUAGAUUCCCUUUAGUUUGUUGUAUUGUUAUUGUUACUUUCAUCCCAAUCUUCACCUAUCAGUAUGGCAAUACCUGUCAAUGUUAAGGCAACCAAACAUUGUCUCAUUGGGCGGAGAUUACAACUUCUCUUCUUUUUUUUUUUUUAAAGUCUUUUUGAGUUCUACAAGUGAAUGUUCAGCACUAAGUUUAUUGAUGUCUUGAUUUGUCCAUUGGUGUAGAUUUUGUGUGCGCCCUGAUCAAUUUGAGCACUUGGUCUGUUUUUUAAGUGCACCAAUAUAAUCUCUUAGAAAGUAGAUUUUUAUUUUGUCAGUGGGAAAAAAAUAUUUUCUUUAAUUUUUCUUUGCUCUUGAAUAUGAAGAGCAUAAUUAAGAUACACUAGAUACAAUGACAUAAAAAACUUGUACUAAUUAUUUCGACAGUCAUAUUUUUAUAUAUAUAUAUAUAUAUAUAUAUAUAUAUAUAUAUAUUGUUGUACUAUGAUGAUGUUUAAAAAAGUGAAGCAAAAAUCUCUUUUAGGAAACAAAAAAUCAAAUAAAAACUCAAAGCCCCCCUUGUCCCUCCCUCCCUUCUCAGAUUUACUUGUGUUAUUUCUCAGACUUUAUUUGUAAGAUAUUGCAUGUACACAAUAAAGAAUGUAAAAAUCUGCCGCCCAAUAUUUGGGCGCCUUGGUGUUUCGAUAGUUUCGUCUUGGACCAAGGUGUGAAUGUGCCAAAGCCAUACCUCAUGUAGCAUCUAACAUGUUUUCGAAAAUUGUUUGUAUGAUAGAAUGUUAGUUAAUGUGUCAUUCGGGUCACUGUUUCGUUUGACUGUUCUGUAAACAAAAGAUUGUCGUGACUGUGUAGAGGUAUAUCGCAAAGAGAGAUUUUACAACUGAUUUUAAUGUUUGAAACCUUUCAGGCAUAAUAAUUUAACUUUCAUGUGUUCUCAGCUUUUGUGUAUUUUAGUUUUUAAAAAAUCAUUUUUUUGUUGUUUUAUUUAAUUUAUUUUUCUGUAUUCUGAGGUGUUUUAUUUCUGAUGCAGUUUAAAACAUUUGACAUUGUAUGAUGUAUUGGUUUAUAAAAAGUAACUAUAAGAAGAUCUAUGCCACAUUACAAAAUCUAGACUUGACUUUGUAAUUUUUCAAUUUGAACCUUGGUCUUUCCAAAAACUGUAAACAAAUGAAUUUUUUUUUGUAUUAUUUGGAAUCGAGUACUUUAAUACUAGGCUUGUAUAAUAAAUAUUUGAUUUGGUAGAAUAAUCUGUGGUAAACGUUUGACUUUGUUAGCAAUUUUUAGCCUUUUUUUUUCUUCAUUGUAAUACAGUCAAGAGGUUUCGUUAAUUACAUUAAUUGUCGUAAUGAAAAGAUUUUUGUUUUUCAGAGGACCAUUUCAUGUUGUUUAGAACUCAUCCUAUGCAUUCAUCCGAAGCUUUGAGUUCAUAAUUAUAGUUCAACAAUCAUUUAGUCAAUGAGAAUUAUUACUUCAGUUAAAUUUUUGUAUUCUUGGUUGAGUCACUUCAACAGGCAAAUUAUGCAAUAAUGUCUGCCCCAGCCUAUCUGUGUAAGGAGACCAACAAAACUUACCUAGGAAAUGGACAUCCCUUAUUAUGUGGAGACAUGACCCAACCCUUUUUCUUUAAUGUCUUGGUCCAAGGGCAGGGCUGGCCUCAGGCAUAGGCAAACUAGGCCUCUGAUUGAUGGGGGGGCCUCACGCAGGACAAUUUUUUUAGAGAAGAAAUAGUGAAAUUUGUCCCCAAUGUCAUUGAAUACACUGGGAUGUAAAUAAAUUAUUUCAUUGGUUGUUUGAAUUUUAUUUUUCUAUUUUAUUUGGGGCCACUAAAUUCAUUUCACCUAAGGCCAGCCCUGUCAAGGGUCAGGACCAUCCCUUCGUUGCAUUGAACAUUUUAAUUAUGAAAGUGUUACGAGUUAAUAGAAUUAAAAUUUUGUUGAAUGAAGAGAAAGAUGUGCAGAGAUAUUUUAAACUUCCCCUUCUGGUAUGAAUGGCUGCCUGGUCAUGUGGUAUGCACACUGGGCUGCCAUUUGGAUGGUCCCGGGUCCACACCAUGCCCGCUACCAUCCCCCAUUGUCCCGCGGGAGGUUUGGGGUAGGAUGAAAUUAUAUUCAAAUAUGAAGGAAUAUCCGAAACAUGUAAAACAUUGCAUAUCUAAUGAUGUUAACAAUGUGGUAUUGUUGCUGAAAUGUUUCACUAUUUAUUUAUUUGUAUUGCCGUUUCUGUUGUUAGGGUUUUGAUGUGAAGCAUGUUUGAAAGAGUUGUAGAUAAUGUAGAGGCUAUGUAGUGACAGCAUGAGGGUCAGAGGUCAGGUGUGUUGCAUGAAGAAGCAGUGUGUUCUAACUUUCUGUAAUUAUACAUUGGUAGAACCUAUUCCACUUGGAUCAGUAGUGUACAUAGAUCUAGACACAAAACUGUACAUGUAUGAGUAUGUAUAUAUAUAUAUACACCCUCCCCUUUCUCUACCCAUCCCCUACACAAUGUAUGUUUGAAUAGAUUCUUUUUUUUAAUUUAUAUUAGUUCAAGAGGCUGCAAGACUCACUGUGUAUCAACUACAUACAAACUGGAGGAGAAAUAAAAUACUGGGACAGCAUGUAUUGCUUUCCAACUAGAUAAA